AUGUCUUCGAUUAUAACUCAGCUAGAACAGGCCAAAUCUUUGGCUUUCUCCAAUAAAUCAACUUUCCCUCAAGUUCUUUCACAAGUGUUGAAGCUUUCGACGAAUCCAGACAUAGAAGUUCAAAAAUGGUGUGCUAAAUUUUUCAAAGACUCGUUCACUUCAUCCAAUGAUGUGUUGGGAAUAACAGAUAAGAUCGAUUUGGCCAUAGAUGCACUUGAUAGUUUAUUAUUCUUGUUGGAGGUUAAGAAUCUAGAGAUCUUCAAAGAUUCGGUUGAGACUGCCAUAGUGGUUUAUAAGUUAGUGUUCAAGUAUGUCGUGGAGAACGAUGGCUGUAAAGAUGUGUGGGUUAAAUUAAACCAAAUCAUUCAAAACUUACUCAGUAAAUAUAAGUCAAGUUUUCCGUUGGAUCAUAUCGACGAGGAAAGUGAUUUAAGAAGAGCCAUUGACUGUAAGAUUGAAUUGAUGAAGUUCAUCGUCUUGGUGAUUGACUAUGGAAGUCCAAACCAGCCUCAAAGUAACAGUAAUGGUAAUGGGAAGAAGAAAUUGGUUAUUAGGAACCAAUUUAAUCUUGACGAUGUGCCUUCCAACCAUACGCUUAUAAUUCCAUCGGUCUUAGAAAAGCAAUCUUAUAAUCACUUGGAUGUGAUAUUGUCUGUAUUCAAUCAAGACAUCCUUGUAACACCACUCAUCACUGCCAGUUUAAGUCAUUUGUCGGUCAUCGUGUCAAAAAAGUCCUCUCAUUUCAUCCUGAAGAUCUUAAACACUUUGGAAUCUUAUGAUACCCAGAGGAAGAAUCAAUCCAAUUACGAAACGGUGGAGGAAUUCAAACUCUCUAGAAAAUACAUAGACAGAUCAUUGAAAGUAUUCUUCAGUUACGUCUUAAGAAACCAGUUGGCACCCACGCCACAGAUGCUGCAAUGGAUAAAUAAGAAACUUAAUUUACUCAUAUCUAGAGGUGACGAAAUAAGAAAGAAGAACAUCUUGGCACCUAGUCUGCAAGAUUCUAACAUCAAAAAGAGGAAAUUUGAAGGUGGGUUUGUCAAUGUCCUGAAAAAAUUGAAAACCGCAGACUACAAGAACUUGUAUUCCUUACAGGAUCCUAGCAAUGAGUUGAAUAACUUUGAUUUGACUACAUUACCACAGCAUAUUUUAAUCUCGAUGACUUUGAACUCAUUAAAUAAGGUCAGUGUAGAAAGAUUGACCAAGGCAUUAAAUAUCAUCGUAGACAGGUAUAAGAAUACCUUGAACGAUCCAAAAUUCCAGAGACAAGCAGCUAAGAAAGGUGGAGAUAAUUGGAUUAAAAACGAAUACGGUGAUGAGAAUGACGAAGAUGACGAUGAUGACGAUGAAGAUGACGACGAUGCUGACAGAGAAGGAAGUAAUGAAGAUGAUUAUUCUGAAACUGUGUUCACUCUUCCUCCUCCUAAGGAACUUUCGUUUGAGGAGAAAAAGUCUCAUGUCAACAUUAUCAUCAAAAACUUCUUCAGGCUUUCAGAGAAACCUGUAAAUGACGGGGGAGCAAAUGUCGACCCAAUUGCAGAAAGUGACAAAACUGGAGUUGAUAGUGAACUAACAAGAAUUGCAAUCAAAAGUUGGAAAAAGGAUUCCUGGUUGAUAUUACUUACAAGACUUGCAACCAGAGGAAUGAGGGGAGUCGAUGGAGAUGAAGAAGGGGGAGAUUUUAAACAGAAUGAAAAUAUCUCUAAUAUUAUUCGAAAAGCUCUCUUUGAUCACUUCCUCGACAACAUUCAUUCUAGAAUCGAUUUGAUUAUAGAAUGGUUAAGUGAAGAAUGGUACAGCGAGAAAGUUUUUAAUGAGGACAAAUUGAUUGAAGAAUUAAGAGAGAAGCAUUCCAACGAUGAAGCUAAGGUUCAACAAGAACUCUCACAGGCGACAAUUCCGACACCCCUAUAUAACGACUGGACUGGGAAGGUAUUGGAUGCGAUGAUUCCAUUUUUGGAGCCAAACGAUCGUAAAAUAUUUAUUAGGUUGCUUUCUGAUUUGCCGUACUUGAACGGAGAAUUGGUAGAUAGAAUCAAGAGUCUUUGCUUUGACCCGGUUAGGUCCAAGAUUGGCUUUUUAUCAUUGCAGUUCUUGAUUAUGUACAGACCUCCAGUCAAAGAUGCCUGUAUCGGGAUUUUGGAAGAGUUGAGUAAGAGUGAUCAAGAAGAUUUGAGAGAGGAAAGUGAGAAGUUGUUGAAGAAGUAUAAGCCGGAAACCGUUGCUUAA
Dujonia railenensis is the source of this 2229-nucleotide messenger RNA. The record is from the annotation of a GenBank genome assembly. Lineage: Eukaryota; Fungi; Ascomycota; Pichiomycetes; Serinales; Debaryomycetaceae.